Messenger RNA from Durotheca rogersii, 2538 nucleotides. RefSeq names its product transmembrane amino acid transporter. Gene Ontology annotation, molecular function: amino acid transmembrane transporter activity. The transcript has a single exon. Gene Ontology annotation, biological process: amino acid transmembrane transport. The record is from RefSeq and is a predicted model, not a curated record. NCBI's taxonomy places the organism in Eukaryota, Fungi, Ascomycota, Sordariomycetes, Xylariales, Xylariaceae. The coding region runs from base 229 to 2004 and encodes 591 amino acids.
AGUACCUUACAAAACCGAGACCAAUUCCAUUAUCGCGACACGAACACAUUGGGGGCACGACUCCUGGACCAUCCAAGUAUCCAGCAUCGAUAUCCCUCACCAAGGGCAGCGCGGUGCUCAUCGUCGUCCUAUCCUAUCCUUGAGCCUCGCCUACAAUCGUUUACCCGCACCACGGGCUUGGGAUGCCUACCCACUUAACGAGGUAGCCGGUAAUAGCCGUCAGCCAACAUGGGCGAAUCUCCAUCGUCGGGCUGGUCAACGCGCGAGGCUCAGGUCGUCUCAGAACACCUCCCGCCUGGAUUCUCGGCCGCGUUUGAUGGCGAACCCUCCGUUCCCGCCCCUCUACCGCCAUCCAGCCCAGACCCUUCGGAUUCGGGGACUGGCCAUUCGUCUCUGAAGCUCCAAGGUGGCGAUGUGCAUCGGGACCUUUUCAAGACGGCUGCCAGGGCCCGGAGGCAUAGACGAGCGGCGACAUUCCAUCAUCAUCCGCCGGAACCCCCCGGGGAUUACGACGGGCAUGAUGGCUUGACCGUUGGUGACCACUUGGCUCCCGGAGGAUUUCGGCGGGCAUUCCUACAGCAAAGGCAGGGGCGCGACCCUCGGCACGAGUCAUGGGCCGCUAGAGUCCCCAUCACCCGCAAUUUCGUAGAAUUUCUCGAGCUGUACGGCCACUUUGCCGGAGAGAACCUCGAGGACUCCGACGACGAAGCGGUGCAAUCCGCCGGCCAGGAUGAGGAGCACGAAGCAGAUGCGAGGGACGUAGAGGAAGAGGGAGAGACCAGACCGCUUCUGGGGGAUCGCGGGGCUCAGGCAGCGCAGCGUUCGGCCACGGCCGGCACUAAGCAGACUUUUUUCACCUUGCUGAAGGCAUUUGUCGGGACCGGCAUCAUGUUUCUGCCUAAGGCGUUUAAUAACGGUGGCAUCUUGUUCUCCGCUAUCACGAUGCUAGUCGUCUCGCUGGUCACCAUGCUGGCAUUCCAUCUGCUUCUCGCCUGCAAAGCGAAAUUCAACGGCGGAUACGGCGACAUCGGCCAGGAGGUUGCAGGUAGCAAGAUGCGCACGCUGAUCCUAGGGUCUGUAGCUCUGUCGCAGCUAGGCUUCGUCUGCACCGGCAUUGUCUUCACGGCGCAAAACGUCAUGUCCUUCCUCCAAGCUGUAGCGCAUGGCAGCCGUCUACCAUCUUCUACGGCGCUGAUCCUUACGCAGCUCGUCGUUCUAAUACCCCUUGCCUUCAUCCGGAAUAUUGCUAAACUGGGGCCGGUCGCGCUCGUCGCGGAUGCUUGCAUCUUGCUGGGGGUGGCUUACAUCUACUACUACGACUUUGCCCACCUCCUGUCCGACGGCAUACAUGAGAGUGUCGUGCUCUUCAACCCUGCAAAGUACACCCUGACCAUCGGGUCGGCUAUCUUUACAUUUGAAGGCAUCGGGCUAAUUUUACCAAUCCAAUCCUCGAUGACGCAGCCGGAGCGGUUCGAGUGGCUCCUCGGCGUCGUGAUGAUCAUCAUUACGGUCCUGUACACCGCGGUCGGCGCUCUCUGCUACGCCACCUUUGGCGAGAACACUUCGAUCGAGAUCAUCAACAACUUCCCGCAGGAUAGCAAGUUCGUCAAUGCCGUGCAAUUCCUCUACUCGCUCGCCGUCCUCGCCGGGACUCCGGUCCAGCUGUUCCCCGCCGUACGCAUUCUGGAAGGGAAAAUUUUCGGCUCGCACUCGGGUAGAAAGAAUCCCCGAACGAAGUGGAUCAAGAACGCCUUCAGAUCUCUUGUCAUCCUCGCGUGCGGCGCCAUCUCUAUCAUGGGCGCCUCAAACCUAGACCGGUUCGUUGCCCUCAUAGGCUCAGUGGCCUGCGUCCCAUUGGUCUAUAUCUACCCGCCGUACCUGCAUUACAAGGGGGUUGCAACUUCGCGGGCUGCCAAAACGGGAGACAUCAUAUUCAUGGUGGUCGGAGCAGUCGCCAUGGUGUACACGACAACCGUCACCAUCAUCAACAGCUUCUUAAGCUAGCUAGAUAGAUACUACCACCUUAGGUCUUUUAGAAGGGAGCUCUCGCUCCUAGAAUUCUUGGGCAUGGGACGACGCAGCGGGGAGGAGGACGAUGGUUGCGGCCUCCAACUGCCGGGGUUAACACAUAGAUGAGGAGUUUGGGUUUGGGUUCUCGGCAACAACUGGUCUACUCUGGCGACUUAGAACACCUCUUCUCAUCUGUCUCGGGGGCGGCUAAACAUGGGUAUCGGCAUGCUGAAAGAAUGCGGAGCGAAGAAUGUUAUUGUGUAGCGACUCUCUGGUUGCUCGUUUGCAUUGGCAUCGAAGCACUGGGUUCUUAUGUAGGUGGUGCAGUAUGUCUACACAGUUUACAGCCUACGGCACUGUUUACCACUCCUCUUUCUACACUGAAUGUGAGCCAGAGUGGCGGCGGUCGCGCCUGUGUCGACGUGGUUCUUUUUACUUCGUCUACCACAAGUGCUAGAGGACGCUGUAAGUGGUGACCAAACAACCCAUGUUGAUACAGCGAUGCCCACCCACUUGAGGGAGAUGAGC